Molecule: messenger RNA, 1819 nt
Organism: Erythranthe guttata (spotted monkey flower)
Lineage: Eukaryota; Viridiplantae; Streptophyta; Magnoliopsida; Lamiales; Phrymaceae
Product: protein NEN1
Molecular function (GO): 3'-5' exonuclease activity; nucleic acid binding
Source: RefSeq, a predicted model, not a curated record
UUCUCACACGUAUUCUUUAUCCCCUCCUCCAUUCUUUCCCUCUCUAAACCCUUCACCACAAGCUACCCAUUUUCAUACAAAUAUACGUACACACACAUAUUCAACACAUUCAACUACGUGUAUACACACACACACACACACACACACAGCCCGUACGUACGAAGAAGGAAACCAAAAGAGAAUGGCGGUGACGGGAGAAGAUAGAUCCGAGAUAGCAUUCUUCGACGUGGAAACAACAGUCCCGACCCGACCCGGACAGGGUUUUGCCAUUCUGGAAUUCGGAUCCAUUCUGGUAUGCCCCAAGAAGCUCGUGGAGCUCCACAAUUACUCGACCCUGAUCCGACCCGCCGACCUCUCACACAUCUCUUCUCUCUCAGUCCGAUGCAACGGCAUUACUAAAGACGCCGUCGUUUCGGCCCCCACUUUUGCUGAUAUUGCUGAUUCCGUCUACGAAAUCCUCCACGGAAGAAUAUGGGCAGGUCAUAAUAUAUUGAGAUUCGAUUGCGCCCGUAUAAGAGAGGCAUUUGCUGAGAUUAACAGGCCAGCUCCAGAGCCUAAAGGAACUAUUGAUUCACUUGCACUCUUAACACAAAAGUUUGGAAGGAGAGCUGGCGACAUGAAGAUGGCAACUCUCGCAACAUAUUUCGGGCUUGGCCAGCAAACACAUAGGAGUUUGGAUGAUGUUCGCAUGAAUCUCGAAGUCCUCAAGUACUGUGCAACUGUUCUAUUUUUGGAAUCGAGCCUCCCAGAUAUAUUUACCGACAACAGCUGGGUUUCUCCCAAUGCCACCACGGGAAGUCGAAGCAACGGAAAAAGUCGCAUCGAGCACGCCGGGCAAUCAUCAUCGUCAAAUGCCAAGGUCGAUCAUCGUUCAGAAUCAUCUCCACCACAGCACACAGUAGAGAAAAACCAUCCAAUACUAUCGUUGGCGACACGCGAAACUGAUGAUGUAAAUUCCAAUACUUUUAAUUUGUCGGCAAUCGGUGAUCAAAUGGACAACAUGGAAGAAGAUUUAAAAAACGGCCCAACAUCUCAAGAAUCUCCAAGUAGAGUAGUUCUCGAGCGUUCGGAUAACGACUUCUUGGAGCCCGACGAUGUUUCGAUACCUUCGAUUUCUGUUACCCUAGCCCCAUUUUAUCGCGGGACUCAAAGAAUACAAAUACUGCACCUGAAUUCGCCGUUGCAAAUUCAGUGUGCAUCGCUGAAGGUUCGGUUCGGGAUCAGUACGAAGUUUGUCGAUAACGCCGGAAGGCCAAGAUUGAGUUUUGUGGUCGACGCGUCACCGUCUCUAUGCAAGAUUCUCGAUGCAACCGAUAGUCUUGCCAAAGAGUUGUCCGUUAAUUCCGGUAGCUCGUCCGAGUGGCGACCUGUUGUAACUAGGAAGCAGGGUUUCUUCAACUCCCCUACCGUCAGAUUACACCUGCCGACUGUAGCGGAUGGUGAAAGCAGCAGAUGGGCGACAGAUAUAUACGAGAAGGAGAAUUCAUCAACACAGAAGGUUGUGUUUAGUAACAGGAAUGAAGUAGACGAGCUUUCUUCACUACUCACCCCGGGGAAUAUUCUGGACGCUUGUUUCGCAUUGGAUGCCUACGAUUAUCAGCAGAAUGCUGGCAUACGAUUGGUCGCCAAGAAACUCUUUGUUCAUUCAGGCUGAUAUACAAGUGGCUAGCUGGUUAUAAAUUCUAAUUGUUUGUGAUCGAUAUAAGUUAAUUCGGAGAAAAAAAAUGUCGUGUUGAAUCGUAAAGAUGCUUAGGUUUAACCCCUUAUGCUGUAAAUGUUGGGAUAAUUCUUCUAUAUUAUUCACUUUCUUUCCUUCACA